UGACACUCAUACAGAUACGAAGUGAACACAUGCUAAAAGAAAAAGAUGUUAUGACUGCUUCAAAAGGGAAACCAAAGAGUCAAUAUGGGAAUAUUCAUCAGUAAUAUUAAAUGAUUGUGCACAUGGAGGCAAAACUGGUUUCAUAAGGUGAAGACCAACUCAACCUCUACUAAAGAAUAUACUGUACAUGUAUCAGCCACCUACAACUAACAAAAGGCUAUAAAAGACUUCACAGAUAAUGUAAGGCUAGAAUCAGAUAACCUGCAGUGGUGUCCUAAAGAUAGAGCAAAGUUUUCCAUUGAAACACACUUUUAUUUUUAUAAUAUCAAAAUCAGGUAAAGAGUUAUAGUUCCCUCAAAAUCAGGGUUCAGUCAUUAGGGUGACUAGAUCAGUGUCACAGACAUUUCUAAGCUGAGGUCUGAUCAGGGACCAGUGGACACCAGUGAAAUCACAAAGCCUAGGGAUGUCACAAAGGCAGCUAGCUCCCUGACCAAUCAGGGCCUGGAGCAGAGGGAUACAAUAGGCAGCACCAGUGUCCUCAGAGACUUACUUGAGCUGGAGAAUCAAGCAGAGCUGAUCAGAGCCAAACCCAGCAAAUAUCAUGUCAGAGAAAAAUAACCGUAAGAACUCCUCUACAAAUAACAACCAGAUUCAAGACCGGUCUAGAAAUGAGCUGCGGGUCCCUAUGAGGUUCGUGGACCGAGUUGUGCAAGAUGAACAAGAUGCCGAAAGCCAGAGUUCCUCCACAAUAAAUAUCAUCCUUACCCUGCUCGAUUGCCUUGCUGACUACAUCAUGGAGCAGGUAGCCUUGGAGGCCAUCAACAAUGGCAGGAUGCGCAACACUUCACAAGAUGGGGAGAGAGAAGUGGACAACCACCAUGAGCCCCACCGCACUGAGAGUGAUGGAACCCGCUUUGUGUUUGAUGAGAUGCCCAAAUCCGGAAAGAAUGACUGAAGACUGGGUCCCAGAGCCUUGAGGGGAUCCUCACAGGCUUAGCCAGGGCAAAAAUGUGUCACAGCUGAGGAAUAUCUGCUGUUGUCAUCAACAAGUGCUACUAAAGGAUGUAAAUCCAUGAGUA
Messenger RNA from Chlorocebus sabaeus (green monkey), 1079 nucleotides. It is a transcript of the gene H2AP, whose product is annotated as H2A.P histone. Gene Ontology annotation, molecular function: protein heterodimerization activity. The record is from RefSeq and is a predicted model, not a curated record. NCBI's taxonomy places the organism in Eukaryota, Metazoa, Chordata, Mammalia, Primates, Cercopithecidae.